CAGAAUCCGCUCAUUUACAUAAUCUCGUCCCCGCGCAGGAGCGCCGCCGAACACUCGCGAAUCACGACGCAGCGUAACCGGAGCCUUAAUUUGCCUACGGCCUCUUUAAGUACUGAGGCGCUUCCGGUAGCCUGGGUAUUACUGUGCUGUUUGCCGUUCUGGUCCGCUCUCGCUCUUGUCUGCCGCUCGUGCCUCCCGCUAUGCCCGAGCCCGCAAAGUCCGCUCCCGCGCCCAAGAAGGGCUCCAAGAAAGCGGUCACCAAAGCCCAGAAGAAGGACGGCAAGAAGCGCAAGCGCAGCCGUAAGGAGAGUUACUCCAUCUACGUGUACAAGGUGCUCAAGCAGGUGCACCCCGACACCGGCAUCUCGUCCAAGGCCAUGGGCAUCAUGAACUCCUUCGUCAACGACAUCUUC
Ailuropoda melanoleuca (giant panda) is the source of this 413-nucleotide messenger RNA. RefSeq names its product histone H2B type 1-J. Gene Ontology annotation, cellular component: nucleosome. Lineage: Eukaryota; Metazoa; Chordata; Mammalia; Carnivora; Ursidae. The annotation marks the transcript as partial. The record is from RefSeq and is a predicted model, not a curated record. Gene Ontology annotation, molecular function: structural constituent of chromatin; protein heterodimerization activity; DNA binding. The transcript has a single exon.